AAGUUUUAUCAGUUAAUCAAGUUUCAAUUCUCCUCUAUUUUGAGUGAGUUUCUUGAGAGUGGAUCCUCUCAAUUUAUCUCUGUAUCUUAGGUAGGAAUGUGGAGAUUUUUCCAUCACAAGACGAGCAAGAGAGAUGGGGUUCUUCACGGUGGUUACACUGGAUAUGACGCUGCACCUUCUCUUGUUCCUGUCCAUAAUGCUUGUCUCCAUCUCCAAUGUUCCUUUGGCCGUGAGUGCAGAUCCAUGGCUGGAAUUGAACAAAGGAUCCGUUUCCAGUUCUGUCACCUGCAUAACCAAACCACGUAAAACAAUUGCUAAAUUCUUAAAGGCGAAAGUAUUUUGCAUAUUUUUUGGUAAAAAACUACCACAUCUGUUAUUUUUAAGGAAAAAAGUAGGAAUUAAGUACUUGUCUUUUGAGAAGAAAAAGCAGGGGACGACAAAAAUAGAGACAGAGACGAAGACAUUAACGUACAAUGAGUUCAACAAUAUCAAUGGCAAGGAGAUUAGAAUGGAGAGCAGAGAUGCCGAUUUCGAGGCAGUGGGUGAGGAGUUUCUUGGCUUCCCCUUGUCUAUGUGCAGGGAGAUUGCGGUCCACACCAGUAACAUUUGGCUUUGGGCUUGUUACUGAAGUUGCAAAAGGAUUGUCUUAGAAGUGUUUGGAAAAAUGCCUCAAUUAACGACGUUAAUAUCAAAUUCACUUUUAUUAUAUUAAUCCAAAUAAUAAAUUUGAAAAUACAUA
Molecule: messenger RNA, 739 nt
Organism: Rubroshorea leprosula
Lineage: Eukaryota; Viridiplantae; Streptophyta; Magnoliopsida; Malvales; Dipterocarpaceae
Source: the annotation of a GenBank genome assembly